This is a messenger RNA of Caenorhabditis elegans, 4462 nucleotides long. It is a transcript of the gene baz-2, whose product is annotated as Bromodomain adjacent to zinc finger domain protein 2. Gene Ontology annotation, molecular function: DNA binding. The transcript is spliced from 8 exons. Gene Ontology annotation, cellular component: nucleus; chromosome. The coding region runs from base 28 to 4200 and encodes 1390 amino acids. The record is from RefSeq and is marked reviewed. NCBI's taxonomy places the organism in Eukaryota, Metazoa, Nematoda, Chromadorea, Rhabditida, Rhabditidae.
AAUUGUACAUGUAAAUUCUUUCCAAAAAUGAGUGAUAACUCAUCUAAUCAGUUUCUACUUCUGCUAGCAGCUGCACAGCAACAACAGCAACAACAACUUCUACAGCAACAACUUGCAAAGAUCCAGAAGGCCACUGCAUCAUCUCCAUCGAAAUCAACUAAUGGAACAUCAGCAUCAACGUCGGCUGUCCCGUCAACUUCUGGGACAUCGUCAUCUCAAAAUGAAGCAGCUCAGUUGCAAAAUUUAGCAAAAAUGCAGCAAAUUCAGCAGCUGGCCCAGUUUGGAGCACUCAUGGCUGCGCAGAAGAAACAACAAGAAAAAGCGGCAGCUGAUAAGGCAAAGGAAAAAGAAAAGGAGAAGCAAAAGGCUGCAGCAGCAGCUGCCGCCGCCGCAGCAAAAGCCUCAGCGUCUACUUCCUCCGCAUCAGCAAUUCCUGGAUUGUCUCCAGAAAUGCUCGCAGCAUGGCAACAAGCAAUCCAGAUGCAAGCUCUCCAACAAAUGAUGAUGACUCCACAGAAAUCUCAAAUGGAAGAAGCUAUCAAGAAAAUGAUGGAUAUGGCAAAGAAGAAGCCAGCUGGAGUCGCCUCAACAAGUUCAGCAUCUACAAGCUCAUCCACACCAUCCACAUCAUCAGCUUCAAUUACAUCAUCUAAUAACAAUGCAGCGAACAACGCUGCGAGCAAUAUGAUGAACAAUGUGAUGUGGCAAUUGGUGGCAGCACAAAUGCAACAAAAACAGCAACAACAACAGAAGGAUACUCAGAAAAAGGCGGAUCAAGCGAAAAAAGCGAAAGAGCUUGCCAAACAACAACAGAAAGAGCAAGAUGUGAAGAAUAAGCAACAAGAGGAGAUUUUGAAGUUUCUUAUGGCUCAACAUCAGCUGAAUCAUCAGAAAAAGCAUGAGAAGAAGCAAGCUGACGCAGCUGCACUCGCAGCAAAAGUGCUUGCAGCUCACCGAGCAGCACUCGAAUCGGACAGUCCUGAAGAAGGGAAAAAGACUAAUGAAGCAAUGCUUCGAUUGCCUCUUCAACUUGGAUGGAGGCGUCAAACAUGUGUCAGAAGUAUUGCUUCCGCUGGAGUUAAAGGAGAUGUUUCGUAUUUUGCUCCGUGCGGAAAAAAGUUGAGCACAUACUCGGAAGUUGUUAGGUACCUCACCAAAAAUUCGAUUCACUACAUCACCCGUGACAAUUUUCUCUUCAACACAAAAUUGGUUAUCGGGGAAUUCAUUGUUCCAAAGCAAACAGAAGCUGAUGAGACUCAACAAGAACGCGAAUUUGCAAUGUUUACUGAAGAUGACAUUAACAAGGAACUUACAAGAUUAAAUGUUCUGAAAUUCGUUCCAAAGAUCCAGGCGUCCACAUCCAAUGGUGUUCACGAGGAUGAUAUCAAAAUGUCCAAAAUUGAAGAACCCGACGAGCCAUUGGAUCCAUCGGAGCUUAACGAUGAAUUCACCGAAGAGUUAGUUCAUAGUCAGAUUAUGUCAAAUGGAGUUGAUGAAUGCAAGAUUCGGGAGAGAGAAGCUGAUGAUCUACUAGUAAAUAUCAAUGAUGUUCGGCAUCUCCCAGAUUUUUCUAGAAUUGGUAAUCAAUGUCUGAGUUCACAAGGAUUCGCUGAUGCACUUAUGGUUCACGAAUUUGUACAAAACUUUGGUCAUGUUUUAGGAAUAGAUCUUGAAAUCGCCCCAAAACUAGAGUCGUUAUGCGCAGGAUUAGAUGGAGAUGCUAAUCACGCCGAGCAAACUCUUCAAUUAACUAGGCAACUAUUAAGACUAGCACUUGAAUUUCCUGGAAUGGGAAAUGAGAAAAGAUUUGGCCAAGGUGGAGGAGAAAUGGGACUUGAUCGUGAAAACUUCAGUGAAGUGAUGCGUCUUUUUCUUAUCGACAAAGGAAAGCGAGGAGAAGAAUUAUCACAGCCUCUGCUUACUUGCAACUUUUUAUCGAUUUCUCCAGAACAAAAAGCUUCGAUUUUAGCAUUUCUCUGCGAUGAGCUAGUUUGUUCUCGAAAUGUUGUCACUGAGAUUGAUAAGAACCUUGAUGAAAUUUCAAGAUUAAAAGGAGAAAAAUGGAUGAGAGAGGGAAAAGCUAGAGCUUUGAGAUCAGCAAGAAGUAAAAAGAAGAAUGACGAGAAAGUUGUAGUUGUGAAAGAAGAACAGAAUCAUGAGAGUGAUUCUGAACCUCCAACUAGACCGGAUACUCCGAAGAAAGCCACGGUUGCACCUCCAACUGUAGUUUCUGUUUCACCUGUCUCGGCAGCUCAGCAGCAACAACGAAAGUUCACUCCAGGAUUAGGCCAGUGCGAGGUUUUAACAGAACAAGAAGAAUCAAUGAGUCUUCAACAAAUGGAUUCUCUGAUCGGAGAUCUUCAUCAAGAAGCUCAAAACAUCAAUCAGAAGAUUCAUGAUACUGGUCUCAAGAUCCGAUCCUUCCCAUUCGGAACUGACCGUUUUCAUCGAAACUACUGGAUGUUGGCUCACACUGAUAAAGUUAUCAUUGAGUCACUAGCAACAACUUCAGUGAACAACCCAGCCUGCAAUGCAAACGAAUAUGCAUCAAAGGAUCCACCAACUCUUGAACAGCGUGUUCCAGGAGCAUGUGAGACGAUUGACUUAGAUGUUAUUGCUUGUGUUGAGGAUUUGGUUGAUGAUGUUGUUCUGCUAAGAGCCAAAGCUGAUAAGAAAACUCGAAAAAGAUACAGAAGGAUUGAAAAUCAUAUGAAGAGAGGAUGGUGGACAAUGCAGAAUAGAGACUGUGUAGAAUCCCUUCGUUCUUGUAUGCUCAGUCGCGGAAUUCGUGAACGUGCUCUUCAUCGUCUACUCACUAAACCAUGGUUUCUAAAUGAACUCAAAUUCGGUACAAUCACAAUCGAACCAGUUGGUGAGAAAUCCGACCUGGAACUGGUUCGAAGACAAGGAUGGACUCGACUAAAUACGGCUAUCGACAAGCUUCAAUGUCAUUUGAAAAUGUCAGAUGUGUCUAAACCAUUGCCUUCUAUCACGCCUUUCGAGACCCAGAAGCCUAUUGUGGUGCCUCCUACAAUGGCAUUGGCGCAAAUUGUGAAGGACGAUAUGGCAUGGAAGGUUAUAGAUGAGGAGGUUGAUGGACAAGAACUCGAUGAGACUAUAAUCCGACAAAAAAUCAUUGAAACAGCGGACAUGGUGCAGCCAAAGUUUUGGAGACCCAAAUUUCAAAAACUGGAGGAUCAAGAUACAUGCCAACUAUUUGAGGAUUGGAAGUCUUAUGUUUCAACUGAAGCACAAACAACGAGUCAGUUAAUGGUAGCUCUUCAAACUCUCGAAGGAAUGAUUAUGUGGGAAAGAUCAUCUCGUGAAGCACUUUGUCAGAUUUGUAAGAGUAUGGAUGGAGAUGAAAUGUUGGUUUGUGAUGGAUGUGAGAGUGGAUGCCAUAUGGAAUGUUUUAGGCCCCGAAUGACAAAAGUACCUGAAGGUGAUUGGUUCUGUCAGCGGUGCCGCGAGGAAAAAUCUGGAAGACCAAUGUGCAUGUUCUGUAGCCGUGAGACUGGAAAUCUUCAUCAGUGUCAACGCUGUGCAUACCAUGUUCAUCAAGAAUGUUCACAAGAUGGCCCAAAAGAGGCUAUAAACCCUGAAACAUUUAUCUGUGGGCAUUGUCAAGAAAUGAAGCAAAUGCGUUUUGUGAAGCGACUCAUUCUUCGAAGUGAAUCGGAAGAACGAGAAUUGGAAGAUGAUAAUCAUGCAGAAAAUGGAGAGAAUACUAAAAAUGGUCAUAUGAAUGGAAUGAAUGGAGCAAUUGCAAUCGGCGUUCAUAAUCAACAAAACGGAGUCAAAGGAAAUCUGAAGAGAAAAUUGGAGGUUCCAAGUAUUGGUGGUCUUCCAAAAAAUAUGAAUAAGGAGUUGUGUCAACUCAUGUUGGAUGAACUCGUCGUCCAAGCAAAUGCUUUGCCAUUUUUGGAGCCUGUCAAUCCAAAAUUGGUUCCUGGAUAUAAAAUGAUUAUUUCAAAACCAAUGGACUUGAAGACAAUUCGACAGAAGAAUGAGAAACUUAUAUACGAGACUCCAGAAGAUUUUGCUGAAGACAUAGAGCUCAUGUUCGCCAACUGUCGUCAAUUCAACAUUGAUCACUCAGAAAUUGGACGUGCUGGAAUCAGUUUGCACAAGUUUUUCCAAAAACGUUGGAAGCAGCUGAAAUACAACUUUACAAAAAGACUCAGACGCCUUCAUCGUUAAUUUCAUGUUUUAAUCAAUUAUCAUCUCACCGUAACCGGUUAACUUUUUCUGUUCAUAAAUACAAAAAUCAUCCCAUUGAUGUUCGGGUAGUUAUUUAAUGUUUUUUAUAAUUUUGCAUAUUUGUGCCACAUGUACAGUUGUACAUUUUCUCUUUUUUAAUUUAUUUAUCAAUACCCCAUCACAUUUCUUUCCGUGACGGAUUUCUCAUGCUUUGAUCUGAUUAUUUAUUGCAAUCUUGAAGAAAAAUGAAAAAUUUUUCAAA